Phycomyces blakesleeanus NRRL 1555(-) is the source of this 1209-nucleotide messenger RNA. RefSeq lists its product as hypothetical. The transcript has 4 exons. The record is from RefSeq and is a predicted model, not a curated record. Bases 1 to 1209 code for a protein of 402 amino acids. Lineage: Eukaryota; Fungi; Mucoromycota; Mucoromycetes; Mucorales; Phycomycetaceae.
AUGGAAUCCAUUAUCCCGGGCUGCCCGCCGGCCACCGGGAAGGUGCAUAUCCAUGGAAAGAAUAGAAAUCUGCGUUCAGCUAGAUUUUUCAAGGUUAUUUCCUGCCACUUGCAUGCUCUAAAAUAUAAUUUAUAUGCCACCUAUAAUUUCUUCAACUCCCCAGUCUCUUCUUCAGACAAACUAUUGUCUGAUAUUAGAAGCCCGAGUGUCGACCUGAACGACAUACUUUUUGGAGAUCAAAUUACGAGUGAUCCUAGACUACCAGAUCAUGUAGAAGAGGACUGGGAAGACAUUUACGCAAAAAUGAUUCAGCAGAUGUAUAACACUACCAGUGUCAUAUUACCAUCACCUAUACGAAUCAUCGCUAAGCACACCCACACAGACAAGAAAAAUGUGCCUGAAUUCUCCAAACAUGCCCACUCUAUCUUUGAUUCAGAAUCCCUUUCGAUCAAGGACUUAUUCUCAUAUCGACAACUUCGAUCAGAAAACCUUCUUCACCGUAUGAUACAUUGUCUCAAUGUCAAUUGCGAAGAUCAAUCUUCAAUCAUUCGCCUCUCUAAAGGUGUUUUCGUACAUCAAAAAUGGCAGACCGUGCCAAAAUGCAACUCCCCGACCUUGUCCAUGUUUGAAGACUGCUUCUUGCAGAGUCUAGACAAUGUCGAUGCGCCUAUUGAUACAUUUGACUACAGCUCUCUAGAUUUUAUCUCGUCACAGACAACACCAAGCUCAAUAUCAGCAUCAACUUGGUCUAGUACAGUUGCAACCUUCAUUCCUUAUAGUUACACUUUUGGUGUUCGAUACACAAACCCCUAUGGUGGUGCAAGUGAUGUUUUGAUUCGCGGUCGAUUACCACUCUGGUGCCACAAUCUUUUCUUGGCUGAAUGCGCGCGUCAAAUGCCCAUCAAACCUAAUGAAACCCGGUACGGUUUAUUUCCGUUUGCCCCUCAUGUUCCUGUUACCUUUGGCAGCAUGGACAAUUACGCUGCAACAAUCGAAGGAGAACCAACUCCAGAUCUCACAGUCGUAUACGAACGUAUUGCAAUGGAAUUAAUUGAACCCGAAUUUGCAUACGACGAGUUUCACGAUUCUGCUAAUGUUAAACAAGAAAUUCUCAAACAUAUUUUGUAUUGUGAUAUCCCAGACAAUGUUGCUCAAUGGCUAUCUAGUCUUGCCGAUUCAUGGGCAACUCCUCCAAUCUUCUUUUCUUAA